AUGGCGGACAAUGCGGAUCGUUCUCAAGUGCCAUCGUGGGAUGGGUCCGCCAGGACAUGGCGGCGUUACACAAGGGAAGUGGCUUGGUGGGUCACAUCGACCCCAAGCCACAAACGACGAUACUGUGCGAGCAAACUGCUCAGCCGACUGAGUGGUCCUGCGAGGCUGUUGGCUAUGUCGUGGUCCAGAUUGUCCUUUGACUCCGAGAACGGGACUAAGGUUUUGCUGCAGAGGCUGGCGGCUUCGCCGCUAGUACGGCGCACUUUACCGAAUGCUGCUGCGAUUUGUCAACAGUAUUUUUCGUUUCGUCGUAAUCCCUCAGAAAGCAUAGGCAACUUUCUUGUCCGAGAGACACUGGUGCAUGAAGAGUUCGUCGAGGCUAUCAUCAGGCUUCAUGAAGAGAAAGUGGGCAUCUCCCAGGAGGCCAGAGACUUCGGCCUUCCAGCUGAAAGCGAUGGUGAUUGGCGCGAAUGGAACGACGCCUCAUGGACUACUGAUUCUCCAGAACAUCGGCCUCCUGGAGAAGGUGCGGAAGGACAGGAUGGAACCGAACCUCCUGUGGCUGCACCUGGUUCCUCGCCUAGCCAUCGUGGUGACGGCGAUGCUCCACUUCCUCGUGAACCUGCUGAAGCUGCUCCUCAAGCCGAUCAAGCGGAAGUUCCACGUGAAGCUGUUGACGAGAUGUCUGUGGCCGACUCCUUUAUCUUGGGAGUCUUACGAGGCUGGCGACUUCUACAAGCAGCUGGACUGUCCGCCGAAGAAAAACGUGAUAUACUGAGCAGCACCAAGAAUUCUCUUGACUAUGAGGUGGUUGCGGCUGCACUUCAAAGUCUUUGGGAUGAUCAGCUUCUUGGACACCGCAACCACUCUGGACAUGGAACCUACAGCCUCAACUAUGCCGCCCCGACGGACGACUCCUACGACGCGUACCCGAUCACCAGUGGUGGCCAGAGAGCAUGUAUGGCGCUUGGCUUCAAGGGCAAGGGCAAGCCAAAGGGUGGCUACCAGGCCACCAUGGAUGACCCGAGCCUCUACUACCAGUUCAAAGGCAAGGGCAAGGGCAAGAGCAAGAAGGGAUAUUGGUCGGAGGCCCAAGCCGCUUGGACCAAGGGGAAGCAAAAGGGCAAAGGCAAGGGAAAGGACCCACUUCGGACCGUUAAUGCCUACAGCAACGAGUACUUCAUUGGUGGCCUUGAGCUUCGAGAUCGCUUUGACUUGAACUCUACAAGUAUGGCUUCUUCUUCUCCGAGCACUGCGAUGUUGGACUCCGGCGCAACCGCGUCGGCGGCACCUGAGGCCGUAGUGCAGUCUCUCGUGACAGCUGUGCUGGCGCAGGACCGCCAAGCUCGCAUCGAAUUGGACCAAGCAUCGCGGCCAUACUUUCGGUUUGGCAACGGGAAGUGGGGACGUGCCCUUUGUCGUGUCAUCAUUCAAAGCAGAGCCUCAGGACAUCUUCGAUCUUUUGCAUUGUACACUUUACCAAACCCUGCAGAGUACUACCAAGCACAGUUUGACAAGAGCACCUUAGUUCCUAUCCUCAUCGGAAUGGACUUCAUCGGCCCCGAAGGUGUUGGAAUGCUGAUAGAUUUUGCAACUGGUUUGGCAAUGUUCACCAAGGAGUCCUCCCCCGAGAUCUUUCAGUUGGAUGUGAACUCUAAGGGCCACUACACCUUGGAUCUUGUUCAAUACCUAGCUAGAGGGCACAAGGUUGUG
This is a messenger RNA of Symbiodinium necroappetens, 1713 nucleotides long. NCBI's taxonomy places the organism in Eukaryota, Dinophyceae, Suessiales, Symbiodiniaceae. The record is from the annotation of a GenBank genome assembly.